Molecule: messenger RNA, 1252 nt
Organism: Gossypium raimondii (Peruvian cotton)
Lineage: Eukaryota; Viridiplantae; Streptophyta; Magnoliopsida; Malvales; Malvaceae
Product: rac-like GTP-binding protein ARAC11
Exons: 7
Coding region: 342-932 (196 amino acids)
Biological process (GO): small GTPase-mediated signal transduction; actin filament organization; cortical cytoskeleton organization
Cellular component (GO): cell cortex; cytoplasmic vesicle; cytoskeleton
Molecular function (GO): GTP binding; GTPase activity; protein kinase binding
Source: RefSeq, a predicted model, not a curated record
CUUACGCUUAAACCGCAAUCGUCAUUUGUGAUUUAUUCUAAAUUCCUCCAAAUUUCCUUCCAUUCAUUUUGCCACAUUUCCCCCCUUUUCUUUCUCCACAUUUUCUCUCUCGUUUUAACUUUGCAUUUUUCUCUCCAAUCUUUCUGCUCCUUAGGGUUUGCCUCGUGGAGACAAAUGAUGAGGCCUAUGGAUCCUCAUUCUUUGCUUAACUCCAACAACAACAACAACACCGUCAACCAUAUCUGAGAAUAUCAUUUUUUUGGAGGAAAACUAUAUAUAUAUAUAUCCGAGAGAGGGGUAAAGCAGGCUUUAGGCGGUUUUCCGUACGGCGGCGAAGGGAAAUGAGCGCCUCCAGAUUCAUAAAAUGUGUAACCGUCGGCGACGGCGCGGUCGGCAAGACUUGCUUGCUGAUUUCCUACACCAGUAAUACUUUUCCUACGGACUAUGUGCCGACUGUUUUCGACAAUUUCAGUGCAAAUGUUGUUGUGGAUGGUAACACUGUCAACUUAGGUUUAUGGGAUACUGCCGGUCAGGAGGAUUACAAUAGAUUAAGACCACUGAGCUAUCGUGGGGCUGAUGUAUUUAUUCUUGCAUUUUCUCUCAUCAGCAAGGCCAGUUAUGAAAACGUUGCCAAGAAGUGGAUUCCUGAAUUAAAGCAUUACGCACCUGGUGUUCCAAUAGUACUUGUUGGAACUAAGCUUGAUCUUCGGGAUGAUGAACAAUUCUUUAUAGACCAUCCAGGUUCAACGCCUAUAUCCGCAGCUCAGGGAGAGGAAUUAAGGAAACAGAUAGAAUCCCCUUCCUACGUCGAAUGUAGUUCAAAAACACAGCAGAAUGUGAAGGCAGUCUUUGAUUCAGCGAUUAAGGUAGUGCUCCAGCCUCCGAAAAAAAUUAAGAAGAAAAAGUCAUAUGUUGGUUGCUCGAUAUUAUGAUCACUGGAACAUUCCAGUCUGACGAAGAUGGAGGACCUGUCGGCUUCUCGCGACUCGUAUCUCUUCUCACUGUCAAAUUUUUGGGUUCUUUUUAUUCAAGGAAAGCAGUAAGCCCAUCAUGUAUAGUCUCAAUUCUUAAACUGAAAUUUUAGGGAUUUCUGUGAAAGCAUCAGCAGGUGGUAUGUUUUGUGUUUUACUUCAUUUUUUUUAUAAUUUAUUUUAUAUAUACAUACAUUUCUUGUUAAAUGAAUUUUUUUUUAUGUUUUGAUGACAAGCAUUUCUUGUUUACCAUACACGCCUCUUCUGCUUUUCAUGGUUAA